Molecule: messenger RNA, 849 nt
Organism: Paramecium tetraurelia
Lineage: Eukaryota; Ciliophora; Oligohymenophorea; Peniculida; Parameciidae
Exons: 4
Source: RefSeq, a predicted model, not a curated record
AUGAUUCCUAAAGUUAUAUUGCUCACUUAAAGGCUUUUUGAGAAUGUUGAUCAAUAAUAACAACAAUCCAAAACUCCUCCAUGUGAUUAUCAACAUGAUAUCGAUUUAAUUGUCGAUCAAAUAAAAUAUGAAAUUGGAAAUGUCGAUCCCAAAAUCAUUAGAAACUACUCCUACAAAAUUAUGGAAUUACAAUCGAUUAGUAAUGCUCUGUAGGACCUUAAGCUUUAAUUGGACAUCUUUUUCCAAAUUCCUUCAAAUCUAAAAAAAAAAAAGCAAGCAGUAACUAUUUCUUACGAUUUUAGUAAUAUUAAGCGAAUCAAAUAACUGAUUCUAUAGUAAUUAAAUGAUUUAUCAGAACUCAACGAUGUUUAGGAUGUUGAGAACUAUACAGAAAAUGAAUUCGAAAAAAUUUACAUUUUCAGAUUAUCUCAGAUUUUAUCAAAUGAGAUAGAGAAUCUGCAAUAUUAGUUUCAAUAAUCACAAAUUAACAAUAAUGACCACUUUAAUCAAUUGAAUGAGAAAUUUUUAGGUAUUAUUAAUGAUUAAACAUUUAUUAAAAUAUCAUGCUAAAUUCAUAAAUACAUAAUCUUGUUGAACUUAAUUGACGAGUAUAGAGACAAUUUAUUUGAUAUCAUUAAGAGUAAAUCCCUCUCAACUGAAAGUAUGAUCUGCUAGUAGAGUAAAUAAAAAGCAAAAUCCCUUUAGUAUGAAUCAAUGGCCUCCUUGGAUUUGGUUGAUGAUUAAAAUAAAAUUAAUAAAAGAUAACAUCCCUUAUUCAAAUAAGAGGAAAUUAAAAAUAACAGAUACGACAACUAACCUGAGGCUUGUGUGAAAUGCCAAAUAUUUUGA